AUGGUUCAUCUCCUGCAGACCUCACUGCAGACCUGGUACCGUCACUGCUACUCCACCACGCUUCCUGUCCUCUCAAUCAUUACCCAUGGGUGUGAGAGUUCAGUCCACCUGUGCUUGAAAUAUCACUGCGUGCUGCAGGUAAAUGGCAAAGUACAGAGCGGGCCAGACCUGAGUAUCACGCACUUCAGUGGCCUCAAGCUCCCCAACCCGUUUGUCAUUGGAAGCGGGCCUCCUGGCACAAACUACCAGGUGAUGAAGAAGGCCUUUGAUGAAGGCUGGGGUGCAGUCAUUGCGAAAACCGUGUCCCUGGACUCCUCAAAGGUCAUCAAUGUAACACCGCGCUAUGCCAGGAUGAAGGCUUCGGACAAGAAGGAGGUGAUAGGAUGGGAGAACAUAGAGCUCAUCAGUGACCGGCCACUGGAAGUGAUGCUGGAUGAGUUCAAGCGGCUCAAACAGGAGUAUCCUGACAGGAUCCUGAUAGCAUCAAUCAUGGAGGAGUACAACAAGGCGGCAUGGGAGGAGCUGAUAGCGCGGUGUGAGCAGACGGGCGUUGACGCGUUUGAGAUCAACUUCAGCUGCCCUCACGGCAUGCCCGAGAGGAAAAUGGGCAUGGCCAUGGGCCAGGACUGCCAGCUGCUGGAGGAAGUUUGCGGGUGGAUCAAUGCCAAGGCGAGUGUGCCGGUGUGGGCCAAGAUGACCCCCAACAUCACAGACAUCACCGUCCCGGCGCGCACAGCGCUGGCGGCCGGCUGCGAGGGCGUGGCGGCUAUUAACACAAUCACCUCGGUCAUGGGCAUUAAUCUGGAUACCCUGCGCCCAGAGCCCAGCGUUGAGGGGUACUCCACUCCUGGCGGCUAUUCCUCCAAGGCUGUCAAGCCCAUCGCUCUCGCCAAGGUGAUGUCGAUAGCGCAGAUGGUGGCUUCAGAGUAUGGGGGAGCCAGGGAUGUGUCAGCCAUUGGGGGAGUAGAAACCGGGAGGGACGCUGCUGAAUUCAUCCUCCUUGGAGCAAACAGCGUGCAGGUUUGCACUGGGGUGAUGCUGCAUGGGUACCCCCUGGUGAAGCAGCUCUGUGGCGGUCUCCAGGAGUUCAUGGUGCAGCACGGCUUCAACAGCGUUGAGGAGUUCCGGGGCGCGAGCCUGCCCUACUUUACAACGCACCACGAGCUGGUGCGCAUGCAGCGCGAGGCCGUGGCCGCCAAGAAGCGCGCGCGCACCGGCCUCUCCGGCGACGACAAGUGGAGCGGCGACGGCUUCGUGCGCGAGGCCGAGUCCAUGGUCGCCAACUAG
Molecule: messenger RNA, 1287 nt
Organism: Coccomyxa subellipsoidea C-169
Lineage: Eukaryota; Viridiplantae; Chlorophyta; Trebouxiophyceae; Coccomyxaceae
Product: Dihydroorotate oxidase
Exons: 9
Coding region: 1-1287 (428 amino acids)
Biological process (GO): uracil catabolic process; thymine catabolic process
Cellular component (GO): cytoplasm
Molecular function (GO): uracil binding; dihydropyrimidine dehydrogenase (NADP+) activity; NADP binding
Source: RefSeq, a predicted model, not a curated record